This is a messenger RNA of Trichoplusia ni (cabbage looper), 3545 nucleotides long. Its product is annotated as glycine receptor subunit alpha-2-like. Gene Ontology annotation, molecular function: extracellular ligand-gated monoatomic ion channel activity; neurotransmitter receptor activity; transmembrane signaling receptor activity. Gene Ontology annotation, cellular component: synapse; neuron projection; membrane. Gene Ontology annotation, biological process: signal transduction; regulation of membrane potential; chemical synaptic transmission. The coding region runs from base 31 to 1167 and encodes 378 amino acids. Lineage: Eukaryota; Metazoa; Arthropoda; Insecta; Lepidoptera; Noctuidae. The record is from RefSeq and is a predicted model, not a curated record. The transcript has 9 exons.
AAAUCGAUAUUUUUUAAUAUCGAAUCCAAGAUGGCUGCUGAGAAGCUGUUGUGGGUAACAACAGUGCUUCUUCGACUAUGGCUUGGAGCUACAGACCUGUGUUAUGCUCAAUCUACUCUCCUGACCUUCCAAGACUUGCUGCCGGAGGACCCUCGGUUGUAUGACAAGAUGCGGCCGCCGAAGAUCAAUGAACAGCCGACGAUCGUCAACUUUCACGUCACCGUCAUGGGCUUAGACUCUAUUGAUGAAACCUCCAUGACGUAUGCUGCUGAUAUAUUUUUUGCUCAAACCUGGAAGGACCAUCGUUUAAGAUUACCCGAAAAUAUGACUACUGAGUACAGGCUUCUAGAAGUCGACUGGCUGAAGCACAUGUGGAGACCAGACUCCUUCUUCAAGAACGCCAAGUCGGUCACAUUCCAGACGAUGACCAUCCCCAAUCAUUACGUGUGGUUGUCCAAGGAGAAGACAAUACUUUACAUGGUGAAGCUGACGCUGAGGCUGUCCUGUGCGAUGAACUUCCUCAUCUAUCCUCAUGAUACACAGGAGUGUAAGCUGCAGAUGGAGAGCUUAUCGCACACCACCGACGACCUGAUCUUCCAGUGGGACCCUGACGUGCCUCUGGUGGUGGACGAGAACAUCGAACUGCCCCAACUGGAGCUGGUGCAGAACACCACAGCUGACUGUACGCAGGUGUACUCUACUGGUAACUUCACUUGUUUGGAAGUGAUCUUCAAACUGAAGCGGCGUCUCGGGUAUCACCUCUUCAACACUUACAUACCUACUUGCCUCAUUGUCAUUAUGUCUUGGGUUUCCUUCUGGAUCAAGCCGGACGCGGCGCCGGCGCGCGUGACGCUGGGCGUGACGUCAUUGCUGACGCUCUCCACGCAGCACGCCAAGUCGCAGGCGCAGCUGCCGCCCGUGUCCUAUCUCAAAGCGGUGGACGCCUUCAUGUCAGUCUGUACCGUGUUCGUGUUCAUGGCGCUAAUGGAGUAUUGCCUGGUGAACAUUGUUCUAGGUGAUGGUACCGGAAAACCUAAGGAUGCAGCGGAGGCCGCUCGCGCCAAGACCCGCGCCAUCAACAUCGACCGUUUCUCACGCGUCUUCUUCCCACUUCUCUUCUCAGUGCUCAACGCCAUCUAUUGGGCGCACUUCGGACAGUACAUCUGAUGGAUUUGUAUAGAACUGUUAUAUUUUGUUUGUAGUGAUAUUGUCGAUUUUGUUUCUUAUUGGUUUUAGAUUAAGGUCUAAUUUGUAGUUGAACGUAUGCAACGAACGAAUUAUGAUUUGAAUUAAGAGUUUAUUUGCGUUGCAUACGUGCGAUCUAUUUGUCUGUAUUUUUAUAGUUACAUCUUUAUUUUUAUGGUGACUACGAUAUUAAACAGCCAAUCAUUUUUAGUGUAAAUAGAUACUUUUUUUGUUAUACUUCUUGCUUUUCCACGCAAUCCUUUGCCAGGCUGUAUUUUUUUUUCUUUAUUAAUCGUCUUUGUGAUAGUAAGAUUUAUCAAAUUAUAACUACUAUGUACCUAUUUCAGUAUUACUGUAUUCUUUUUCAUUAUUUUCUUUGGAAAUGAUCACGGUAUCAAUAUUAUCUUAAUCUAGGAUGUUAUAAGAAUCAAAAAACUUUAUCCUUAUCGAAAAACUAACUUACGAUUCUAAAUGAUCUGUGUCUUAGUGUAUCUAUAUAGUUUAGUUCAGCCAUAAUCAACCUUUUCUUGGGCUUACUUAUUCAAAGGAUAUAAACUAAAACCUAUUACUAAGGCUUUUUCGUCUGGUCCUCUGUCCGUCCGUCGGUCACAAAGCUUUAUAUCAUAAACCAUGACAGCUGGACGGGUAACAUUUUACUGAUGACAUAAAUAAAAAAAUGAAAAUCGUUUGUCACUAUUUGACUCGCCCUUGACUAGAUGUCGAGGUCUAUAAGCAAAACAAUAUUUAGGGAUCCUCGGAAGCGGUUAGCGGGAAAGCAAGAACGAAGCGAAACUUCAAUCGUUUUACACUAAAUUUGUGUUUGGGAGAGCCAAUAUUAAAGGCCCAGCCGCAGGUUGAGUAUGGCUGGUUUAGUUAGAUACUUUACAAGCAAUUCAAAACAAUUUUAUUACUAAGUAACCUCCACAUUAUUUCAUCUUACAAAUCGUGCUAGUUUUGAACUCAGUUUCUAAAAUUCUGAUCAAUGAAUCUCUUAUGAACGACUUCUUGACCAAGUAAUUUAAUCCUUAUGUAGCGGGAGGUUUCACAAAAAUUCAGGGUAUCUACAUGCUCAAAGCCACCUAGAGUCAGGACAAGUGUCUGUGGAUACGGUUACGUGGGGUUCAAAAACGCGGCACAUGGCGCAAGUUGGGUGUGUCGUGAUGACUUUUACCAUUUAGCUGGAUAGCUGACCUGAUUGAUUGCAUGGUCAAAUAAUAUGAGGGCUUAAGUUUUUUACUUGGUAAAUUACCUCGAAAUAUUGAUCAGUCUUUCAAAACUGGGUUUAAAUGUGGUAAAAAUCAAUGAAAAACAUUUUUCUUUCCAAUUUAACAUCAUAACAUGCAUUAUCUUUGCCCAGCAAUGGGAUUGCAGGUCCACAAUAUAAAACUUAUCUAAUAACCUGUUAUCAAUUUUACAAAUUUAAUUAAAUAUAAGUAUUAGAUCAUUUAAUUGACAAUUCGCUAAACAUUCUCAAAAUGUACAUCUACUAUGGUAACAAGAAACUAAAUUUAAAUAUUUCGGCUUAAGUAUUUGAAAAACCACAGUCAUGUCGUUCUUGGAACAUUGUCCUUGCAGUCAUGCGUAUGGUUUUGUUACCACGAGGUCCAAGUUCUAUCCCAACACAGGCGUUGAUACUUACCACUAAGCCUUUCUCAGAGUUAUAUGCACUUCCUUAAUUAUUCUAAGACACCAGUGACAAACGGUGAAAAAGACAUAGGAUACAAAAACUAAGGUUACAAAUAUUGAAAUCUGAAAUCGCCAACCCGCGGUAAACUAGCGUGGUGAUCAAUGCUCGGAUCUAUCCAAUAUAGAAAGAGAACUGUGCUAAACCGUGGAACGUAUGCAGACCGGUAUUAAUAUAAUUUCUUGUUAAGUGACGUCUUUUUUCUACAAUGGCUCAUAACCUUAAAAGGCAGCAGAAUGUCCUCUGUUUAUCAAUGCACAAAUAUAUUAUUUAGUAAUUAGGCUCAUUAGAUGUAUAAUUGAUGAAGCACAAUGUGUAUCGUUCGUUUAUUUACCCAACGUGACCAAGUAAUUAGACGAGGAAUACGAAAUAUAACUAAAAUGGGAACAGGGACAGAUAUGUUAGUCAUUUUCCGUAGUUACAUAAUAUCGUAUGUAAUUGUAUGCCUUCUUCUUCUUGCUUGUAGUAAAGUGAUGGCAACAGAAAGGGAUGGGCAUCAAGUAUGUCUGAACUGAUCACAUGAUGGUAUUAGACGGGCAGAUUUCCAAAAAAGUACUGAAUACGUUUUUUUUCAUUUUAUCACAUCAUAAAAAUGUAGGGAUAAUAAAAAGCACAUGAUGAAACUUAUGGUAGUGGGGGCUGGUAACAUCACUUGCUAGUAAAGAGCGUACUGGUA